GUCAAUGCCUAACCCCAAACCAAUCGAGCUGCUUCUUAUGGCGUGACCAUAGUAGGAUACGUAAAUACAUCUCCCGUGUCUACAUAAUCAACGGUCGAGCCUCCCCCCAGAAAGUAGCCCGAACACAGCCAGACAGACGUGCCGCAACUUCGCUAAACAGACACACCACGUGGGAGCAAGCAGGGACAGACGGGCUGUUAAACUCACUCGCUCAGUAGGACUUCUGUCUUGAUCCAUCAUGAAUUUUUUCCUGGAAACGAUCAAAGUCUUCCUGCUGUCCAUCUGGUACAAUGUGGAAUCUUUCAUCCACAUCUUUGUGCCCACGAAGAAGAAGAACAUCACUGGUGAGGUGGUGCUGAUCACGGGGUCAGGUAGCGGGAUCGGCCGCCUCAUGGCUCAGGAGUUUGCGGCUCGUGGCACUGUGCUGGUGUUGUGGGAUAUUAACCAGGACGGGAUGAAGGAAACUGCUAGACUGGCUAAGCAGAGCGGGGCCAGCAGAGUCCACUACUAUCUGUGUGACUGCAGCGACAAGAACGAGGUUUACAGAGUGGCUGACCAGGUAAAGCGAGAGGUGGGUGACGUCAGCAUUCUGGUCAACAAUGCUGGGAUCGUGACCGGAAAGAAGUUCAUGGAUGCCCCUGAUUCCCUGAUUGAGAAGACGGUGGAGGUCAACACCAUGGCUCACUUCUGGACCUACAAGGCCUUCCUUCCUGCCAUGAUUGCCAACAAUCACGGCCAUCUUGUCAGCAUUGCUAGUUCUGCUGGACUCAUAGGAGUCAAUGGAUUGGCAGACUACUGUGCCAGUAAGUUUGCAGCAGUAGGUUUCGCAGAGUCUGUGGGUCUGGAGCUGCUGGCAACUGGGAAAGAUGGCGUCAAGACCACCAUUGUGUGCCCGUACUUCAUCAACACUGGAAUGUUCAAUGGAUGUCAAACUAAGUGGCCAAGACUGCUGCCAAUCCUGGAUCCAGACUAUGUAGCCAAGAAGAUCAUCAAUGCUGUGCUCACAGACCAGGUCUUCCUGCUGAUGCCCAAGAGCAUGUACCUCAUCACUGCUCUCAAGAAUGUCCUCCCCAUGAAGCAGGGCAUUAUGCUGGGCCAGUACCUGGGAGCCUUCAACCUCAUGGACACAUUCAGGGGACGCUCCACAAAACAGGAGUAAAUGAAGAAAGAGAAGAGAAGUUAAGGAUGAGUAAUAUGGAAGGAGACAUGCAAAUAUUAAAGCUAUCUACCUAUUGUGUAUUGCUAUAAUAAGACAGAACAGUAGUCGUGAAGGUUGGACUUGAUUGCUCCUCUCAUUUCAAUGGUUCAUGUAUUCAAGCAUUGAAUGCCCGUUAGUCUCUUUAUAUCUCUCUGUUUUAAUCCUUAAUAUCCUUAACGUACCUGUUUUUAAAUGGCAUGAUUCUUAGUAAAAUUUUAAUUGUAAUCUUAAUAACAGUUUGUAAUUGUG
This is a messenger RNA of Perca flavescens (yellow perch), 1447 nucleotides long. Its product is annotated as epidermal retinol dehydrogenase 2. The transcript is spliced from 8 exons. Gene Ontology annotation, cellular component: lipid droplet. Gene Ontology annotation, molecular function: oxidoreductase activity, acting on the CH-OH group of donors, NAD or NADP as acceptor. The record is from RefSeq and is a predicted model, not a curated record. The coding region runs from base 239 to 1159 and encodes 306 amino acids. NCBI's taxonomy places the organism in Eukaryota, Metazoa, Chordata, Actinopteri, Perciformes, Percidae.